Molecule: messenger RNA, 1941 nt
Organism: Megalops cyprinoides (Indo-Pacific tarpon)
Lineage: Eukaryota; Metazoa; Chordata; Actinopteri; Elopiformes; Megalopidae
Product: leucine-rich repeat-containing protein 74A
Exons: 13
Coding region: 1-1941 (646 amino acids)
Molecular function (GO): calcium ion binding; protein binding
Source: RefSeq, a predicted model, not a curated record
AUGGCCCAGUGCAGUGUGUCCCUCGAGUCUCUCAGCCUGGAGGAGAGGGCUGACUCUCCCCCUAUGAAGGAGCCCAGUGGAUGGGACGAGUGGGAUACAGACCUGGAGGAUGAAGAGAGGGAGAAGAAGGAUAAGGAGGUGUCUACAGCUGAAAUAUAUCUACAGGCCUGCCAAAUGGUGGGCGUGGUGCCGGUCUCCUACUUCCUGCGAAAUCUGGGUACCACCACCCUUAAUCUGAAUCACCAUGGUCUGGGACCUCUAGGGGGCAAGGCGCUGGCUAUCGCCCUAGUGACUGAAAUGCAGAUUACAACCCUGGAACUGGAGGACAACUAUCUGCUAGCUGAGGGGACCAAAUACCUUGUGGAGAUGUUGAAGGCAAAUAUCACCAUACAGAAUCUAAAUCUCUCCAACAAUCACCUUGAAUCCGCAGGUGCUGAGUACAUCACUAAAAUGCUGCUUGAAAAUAUUUCCAUCAAAUCUAUUAGGUUAUCAGGUAACGGGUUCAUUGACGAUGAUGGAAAAAACUUUGCAGAUGCCUUGUCAAGCAACUACAGAGUAAAGGAGCUGGACCUGAGUCAUAACAAAUUUCGCGAGAAAGGAGGAGAGCAUUUGGGUCAGAUGUUAGCCAACAAUGAAGGUCUGGAAGUGCUGGACUUGAGCUGGAAUCACCUACGCAUGAAAGGGGCAGUGGCACUGUGUGCUGGGCUCAAGGUAAAUGUGACCCUGAAAUACCUGGACCUCUCCUGGAAUGGUUUCGGGAAUGAGGGGGCCCUGGCGCUGGGGGAGGCCCUCAAGUUCAACAACACCCUGGUGCACCUGGACCUCAGCAACAACCGCAUCACCAACGAGGGGGCAGGCAUGCUGUGCAAGGGCCUGGAGGCCAACGACACACUCAGAGUGCUGCGGUUGGCCUACAAUUCAAUCACUGUGGAGGGUGCGCUUGCUCUUCUUAAUGUCAUCAGGAACACCCCCAAAUCUGCCCUGGAAGAGAUUAACAUCUCUAAUGUGCUGGUGAAUGAGAACUUUGUGCACCUGCUCGAAGUCACUUGUCAGGAGCAUCCCAGUUUAGAGGUGUAUUUUGGUGGCGUUGGUGGUUUCAUCGCCAAGAAGCCCCCAAAGCGGCGUGACCCCAUGAAGGUCAUCCAGGAUUACCUAGACGAGCGCAAGCUGCGCCUUUGGGACUUCUUCCGGAACAUCGACAAGGAUGGCACUAUGCGUGUGCCUGUCGCGGACUUCAGGAGGGCAGUUCAGCAAUCCAGCAUUCCUCUGGACCGCUUCCAGAUUGAGGAGCUGAUACAGAGGCUUGACAGGGAGAGGACUGGGAUGGUGGACUACAGGGGCUUGGCUGACACCAGGAAGCAGAUGAUGCGGGACCACCGGCGGCAGCUGCGCAAGGUGGAGUCGCGGCAGAAGAAGGAGAAGCAGAAGAGCGACCGCAUCCUCAAGACCUUCCAGAGUGCUGUGGAGGCCGUCACACCCCGCAGCUCCAUGGUCAUGUCCCCAGGGGGCACAAAGGAGGACUCCAGUGGCCCGCAGCACUUCUCGGCCACGCCCCUCAGCUCCUGGCACCAUGUUGUCAUGUCCAACAGCAGCCGCUACUCGGUGUCCAACCUGAGCAGCGAGCACGUCCACCUGCCCCACAUAGGGGGCGCCGCACGGUCGCGCCCUCCCAGUUCCCCGGCAGUGCGUUCCUACUCCCAGCCCAACCUGCUGACACAAGGCCUGCACUCCCCACCUGCCAAGCCCACCUCCGCCCUAGGGGUGCACUCCAUCUCCAAUCCCAGUGUUGAACCCCUCAAACUGAGCCCAACAGCCAACCAGCUGACCAGGUCCAGGCCAGCCCUAACUGACAAGCAGCCUACAACAAAACCAAAAACCACCAAGAUGAAAAAGAAGAAGGUAAAGAAACGGCAAGAUAAGACAGCACGUGGACUCCACUGA